Nasonia vitripennis (jewel wasp) is the source of this 2732-nucleotide messenger RNA. RefSeq lists its product as uncharacterized. The record is from RefSeq and is a predicted model, not a curated record. The coding region runs from base 288 to 2525 and encodes 745 amino acids. NCBI's taxonomy places the organism in Eukaryota, Metazoa, Arthropoda, Insecta, Hymenoptera, Pteromalidae. The transcript is spliced from 8 exons.
UUGAACACUGUGAUCUGGAUGCUAGCUAAUGUUCUAUUUUAUCAUAUUCGCGCUGUCCGCCGCAUACAUUAAUAUAAUAAUGGGCUAGAUAAAUACAUUUAUUUUUGCAUUUAGACGUAGUAUUAAAUAACGUAGCAUAAUAUUAUAUUGUAAAACUGAAAUUAUUUCUGAUAAUUUUAUCAUAUUCGCGCUUUUUUUUUAUUUCUGAAUUAUUUUUGAUUACAAUAAGUACUUUAGUAAACAAUAAGUAGUUUACUACUGAAUAAAAGUUUGACAUACUUAACAAAAUGUCAAAAGUGUCUUAUGCUUGCUUGCAAUAUUUAGAUGAUAAAAUAAAAUAUUAUUAUGCACCGAUAGAGACUAUAUUUUAUAAGAAGAAUGAUCAGAGUCCUAUCGUUGGAAAAGAUUUGCUAGAUUUUGAUAAGACACACAAAUACUAUGUUUUAUGGUCAAAAGGUAAAAAUGAAGUACCUAUUUCUGGUCAAAGAGAUGAUGAAUCAGAAUUUUAUGCUGCCUAUAUUGUAUGUCUAGGAGAAACGGAAGAUGAUGCUAGACUCAGAGCAAUAAGUAAAUCUAAGCGAUUAAUUGUUCCAAAAAAAAUAACUUCCAGUGAGUCUAAUGAAAGUUUAUUUGAAAGUCAAGAAUUGAAACCGAAAACUGGAAAAAUUAUUAAAAAUGUAGUUCAAAAAGUAAACAGUCAACGAACAAUUGAGAAGUAUAAACAAAUAACUCUCAUGAAUAACAGAAAACCAUUAUUUCUUGGUACUAGUACAAAUGAAUAUCUAACAGAAAAUAAUGCAAGGAAUGUUCAAAUUGAUUCUACAAUACGCAUACAAAAUUCAAAGGAGACGAAAACAAUGAACCUACCUGAAGUUAGAGUAGUUUUACAAGAUAUUUGUAAAACUAAUAGAGAUGAAUUGAACCAUAAAAAAAAUGUAACUAUACGUAAUAUGGUUAAGUGCGUGUCAUUACCUAUUGCUUUUUCAACUCCCAAACGCACAGUUGAGAAAUGUUCACUGUCACUGAAUUUCCAGUGUCAUAAACCAUAUGAGCGAUGGACUCCACAAGCAGAGUUUACAAAAUCACAACAAGUAAAUAUCCAUCAGAAUUCUCUGUCCUUAGAAAGAGAUGAUAAUGUUUCCGUAUCCAUACCACAAUUUUCACCGAUUCUCAAUGGUUCGCACUUAUCACAAUCACAAACACCACGAAGAUUAAGAGAUAAGACGCCCUUUCGUUUACAGACUCUGCUAACUUCUACAGUAAAUGGUCCAGGAGAUCAUCAUUCGCCAAGUGUUGGUGUUUCAAAGAUGCGUUGCAAUAGAUUAUCGACUUUGCAAAAGAUUCCGCGUUUAGAUUCUCCACUACCUUCAGACAAACGCGCUUCACAACAUUCGCUUUCAAAUGCUUCUCUAAAUUUAGAUUAUAUUGAUCAGUCAGAUCACUCUGAUUUAAGAAUGCCUUCACGUUCACGGAGAGGUCGUUUGCCUUCUAUAGCUUCAGAUUCGUCAUCAAGAUAUAAAGAUAUUUCAGGACCGAAAAGUCAGUCGUCUACACCAUUUGUGCCUUCUAAUAGGUUGUAUUCGCCAGUUAUGUCGUCUCCACAAGAGCCUUCUACUCCUACUAGGUCAUGUUCAGAAGCAAGAUCUGUAAGACGUUCGCUCUUGAACAGUCUCUCGCGUUCUGUAGCAGAAUUUCGAACAGAACAAGAAACACCACCAAGACGGACAGGUCCACGUUCUGGAGCGCAAGAAGUAGUGCCUACUCGCACACCGCCGAGACGACCAGGCCCACGUUCAGUAACCCAAAAAGUAGUGCCUACUCGCACACCGCCGAGACGACCAGGCCCACGUUCACUAACCCAAGUAGUAGUGCCUACUCGCACACCGCCGAGACGACCAGGCCCACGUUCACAAACCCAAGAAGUAGUGCCUACUCGCACACCACCGAGACGACCAGGUUCUGCUUCACCAGGAAGAGAAGAUAUUCAAGAUAACGAAGACGAAAAUGAAAAUUUGGAAGUUUAUGCAGGAGGAGAAUCUGAUUCUGCCGUUCCAAUGCUUGAACAGUACAAACCCAAGUUAUUAAAAAAAUACAAUAAAGCAGGGUACGACUUGGACUCUAAUAUUCCUGAACAACACAAAAGAUACGACAUUGUUAGGAAUAAGAUAUACCUAGGUGAAGGCAGGACAAUUGGACAGAAAUCAUGGAGGAUCAUUAAAUCCAAACGAAAGAAUGCAUUUUUAAGAGACUUAGGAACUAUUUUAUGGACAAAAAAAGUUAUAGCUUUAAAAAGUUUAGAUUUAAGUAAAUUGAAAAAAAAUACCUUUGGAACAAAGCCCAUUCAGCUUUAUUCACCCAGAAAACUAAAUUUAUAUCUAAGUUUGUACAGCGAUUUCCUUGACACUUCUAAUAGGUAUAAACAAUUACCGCAGGAAACCAAAGACAUUCUUAUAAAGGAUGCGACUGAAAGCUUAAGUUUUCACUCAAGAGAUGAGAGAAAACACCAAGAUGAACCAAAUGAUUGAACCAAAUAAUUAAGCUUAAAAACUUGAAUGUUUAGAUUACAUAUUUCGUAACAUUAAGCUUAUAAAUUUAGAACUGAAUGAUAAAUUGUUAUGUUAGUAUUACAUCUUGUGUAAAAAUUAGUUUUGAAAACUAAAAAAAAAACAGUUAUGUUCAAAUUACAUUAUAUGAAAAACCCGCUUUAAUGAAAAUAAAUAUUUUUCUACUUA